AAACUUGUUUACCAACUUGUUUUCUUGAAGCUUUGGUUGGGUUCCAAAUUCAUUUACAUACCUAUUUACCUAUUUCUCUUCCCAUGGAGCUGCAUCGAGCGAGGCGCACAAGCAUUUUAUACGCAUUGAGUUUGCCUCGUCACCAAUCAUCGGGCGAGAGGCUUAUCAAAACAACACCAGAAUUCGAUGUGUUUGGUCGUCUUAGUCGUCGUCGUUUCGAUUCGGGGAAUCAAAUUUGUGUAAUUUGAUAAGCAGUUAAUUAUAUAACCCGUUCCCAGCAGCGGCAUUUGUCCACACUCGAAAUAACAACAAUGGAAACCUUGGCCGUGGCCCUCGAACCGUACAAGGACACCGUCGGACUGACGGCGGCCUCAAUUACGGUGCUUCAGUUCUUCAGCGGAUUCCUGGUGAUCAAUGACAUCCGGAAGAAGGGCACCACCGAGGGCUUUCCGGUGGGCCCAUUCCUGGGGGGUGCCGUUUUUUCCAUCCUCAACAUUCAGUUCGGUCAAAUGCUCCGAGACGAUGCCAUGAUUAAGGUCAACUUCAUCGGACUGGCGCUGAAUGUGAUCUAUGUGUGUGCUUUCUAUCUGUAUACGGUUGGGGGCUCGGCCAAGGGGAAAGUGUGGGCCCAGACGGGUUUGGCGGGGGCGGUGACGGUCGGAAUUUUGUCCUACGUCCAGUACGAGGACCCCAAACUGGUCGAGUUCCGGUUUGGCAUCAUUUUGACGGUCAUCCUGCUGCUACUGGUUGGAAUGCCGCUGUUGGGGUUGGGACAAGUUAUUACUACUCAAUGUACGGCAGGACUGCCGUUUCCAAUAAUCGUGUCUGGUGCGAUUGUCUCUCUGUCGUGGCUGUUGUAUGGCGUUAUUUUGCGAAGCGAUUUUUUGGUGAUGCAACAAUCCUUGGCACUCGCCAUUUGUUUGGUCCAGCUUUCACUGUUUGCCAUUUACCCGAGUCAGCCGCCCAAGCGAAGCACCAAGCCAACCAAGAAAACUAACUAAAGCUUCGAAUAAUUAUAAGGCAACAGAUAAGCGCAGCUUGGAUUCGCCAACAAUUGACAAUAAAAUUUACUAAAAAAAAGUACUAACUUCUUCAUCCAGUAAUAUUUAACUAACUCUCUAGCGUUAAAUAAGAAAAAGUUAAACUAUAAAUUUUGGCAUAGAAAGUUUUAUCUUUAAAAAAACAUCCGCAGUUUGUUCGGAGAGUUGUUACAUUUUAAAUGUAGUUUUAAGCUAUUUACAUUGGCAAACUUUCCGAUAGUGCAAUAAAGCAGUUCAGCUGCCAAAUGACAAUAACUUGUUGAACAUACCUAUUGAUAAUAACUAUGAAAUAAAUAUGCAGGUAAAUUGGGGGAAUUCUAACAGUUGGGGAAAUAAAGUCUGAUCCUGU
Messenger RNA from Uranotaenia lowii, 1389 nucleotides. Its product is annotated as sugar transporter SWEET1-like. Gene Ontology annotation, cellular component: membrane. Gene Ontology annotation, biological process: carbohydrate transport. The record is from RefSeq and is a predicted model, not a curated record. The transcript is spliced from 3 exons. The coding region runs from base 312 to 1001 and encodes 229 amino acids. Lineage: Eukaryota; Metazoa; Arthropoda; Insecta; Diptera; Culicidae. Gene Ontology annotation, molecular function: sugar transmembrane transporter activity.